Molecule: messenger RNA, 1222 nt
Organism: Arachis ipaensis
Lineage: Eukaryota; Viridiplantae; Streptophyta; Magnoliopsida; Fabales; Fabaceae
Product: protein S40-4-like
Source: RefSeq, a predicted model, not a curated record
AUGGGACUUGCUCUCUUCUCUUCUUUCAUUGCUGCAUGCCGCUAUCCCCACCUCCUUAUUGUCCUUCAUCUCUGUCCCUUUUGGACUCUUGCAAUUAAAACCACACCCCCUUUUUCUCUUAUGCUCAGCUCAGGUACUAUUCUGUGAGAGACUGGUCUCUUGAAACCUGUGAUCUUUCUUUGGAGGCAUCUACUAUCUACUAUUAUAAGGUCAGUGGAAGGGAUUUUCAAGGCUUCUUCCCUUUGUCCUGGUUGGUUUUUUUAAGGGUUCAUCAUCAGUGUGUUCCCCAUUUGAGAUAAAUCUCUUCAAAGGUCUUUCCUUUUGGAGGCCAAAGGAGGCAGAACAAACACAACAAUGGCUGAUUGGGGUGAAGAGUUUGAUGAGCAAGAUGUGUGGGGAACUGCUAUGAUCACCAAGGACAAGAAGGAUUAUUCAACCACAAAAACAAUGGUUUCUAAGUCUAAGAAGUACUCAUCAUCAUCAUCAUCUGGAUAUUCUUCCUGUUCUGCAUGGCACAAUGCUACCUCUACAAGAAAGAUACCAAGGGCUAAUAAUGGAGUCUUAUUACCCUCUUCUGAUGAAGAUCAUGAUGGGCAAGCAAGUCUUAGAGGGUCCUCAGCACCAAUGGACAUCCCUGACUGGUCAAAGAUUUAUGGCAAGAAAAAGGAUGAUGGGUUUGAUGAUGAUAUUGAUGAUGAUGAUGAGAAUGAGGAUGAUGAUGAAGAUGGUAUGAUCAUUCCACCACAUGAAUUGAUUGCUAGGAAGCUUGCAAGGAGCCAGAUCUCUUCAUUCUCUGUGUGUGAAGGCAUUGGAAGAACACUCAAAGGGAGAGAUCUUAGCAAAGUGAGGAAUGCCAUUUUGACCAAAACCGGUUUCAUUGAGUAAUGUUAGUGUUGUCAUGUUCUAUGGUCAUGUCAUUAUCAGCUUCAUAAUCAUAUGUUAUAUGUUAUGGUUUUGGAGUCACCACUAUCUAUAGUUAUAGCACAUUAGUAGUAGUAUUCAUCAUCAUUGUUAGACUCAGAUUCGGAUCAAAUCCCAUGCAAUCUUUUAUAUUUGAUUACCCGCACUAAUAUUAUAGCAUUAAUUUAUUGUGAGGUGCUGCUACAACCCCAAGAGCUUCAAACUUGAAAUAGUGUCCCAUCAUAAACCUUUUAAUUUUCUUUUGUUUAUUUCUUGUUCUACAUUUUCUGGGAGUAGGGAGUUUCUUGUUCUCUGUUUUGUA